GCGCCCAGAUCAGCUGUUUCUUCUCAGUAUUCUACAGUCGAUUGACGUCGACUCUUUCAUAUUUUAUUUUCUCUCACAAUUUUCAAUAAAAAUCGUUUUCAAAGUGAUUAGAAACAGCCUGAAAUGCUGGCAUCAAUUACUAAAAAGUGCACCCUCACAGCACUGAGGAACGUGAGGCAGAUUCAGCUGUCAGCGAGUCGAACAUCUGAUCAUUUGUUCGUUCACAGAGACACGGAAUACGACAAUCCGAACAUUCCCUUUGAAUUCAACGAUGCAAACAAGAAGCGAGUCGAGGCAAUACUCGCAAUAUACCCAGAGGGUCACAAGCGAGGGGCCAUGAUACCACUCCUCGAUCUCGCACAAAGGCAACACGGUUGGCUACCAAUUUCCGCAAUGCACAAAGUAGCUGAGAUACUUAACGUGGCAAAUAUGAGAGUUUAUGAGGUUGCUACUUUCUAUACAAUGUUCAACAGACGACCAAUGGGAAAAUAUCAUAUCGGUGUUUGUACCUGUACACCCUGCUGGCUGAGAGAUUCUGAUUCAAUUUUGAAGGCUGUUGAGGAUACUGCUGGCUGCAAAGUUGGUGAAACAUCGAAAGACAAGUUGUUUACAAUAUCAGAGGUUGAGUGCCUCGGUGCUUGUGCCAAUGCACCAAUGCUCCAGGUUAAUGACGACUACUACGAGGACCUGACACCAGAGACUACCAGGAACAUUAUAAAUAAAUUCAAGUCAGGUGAGAGGCCACCACCUGGACCCCAGGUCUCUACUCGUUAUGCCGCUGACCCAGCUGGAGGUCUGACCUCUCUCACAAGCCCACCACCAGCGCCCGGCGAUGGAAUACGUAGUGAUCUAUGAAUUUCCAGGGCGGAGCGAAAAAUCGGGCUGAUAGUCGGUUGAUUAUUCAAUUUAUGUCAUGAUUAAAUGUAAAUGAUUGUUCUUUUCGAAGUAAAAAUAUUGAAAUUGAA
Diachasmimorpha longicaudata is the source of this 965-nucleotide messenger RNA. RefSeq names its product NADH dehydrogenase [ubiquinone] flavoprotein 2, mitochondrial (gene ND-24). The coding region runs from base 124 to 855 and encodes 243 amino acids. Gene Ontology annotation, molecular function: NADH dehydrogenase activity. Lineage: Eukaryota; Metazoa; Arthropoda; Insecta; Hymenoptera; Braconidae. The record is from RefSeq and is a predicted model, not a curated record. Gene Ontology annotation, biological process: mitochondrial electron transport, NADH to ubiquinone. The transcript is spliced from 4 exons.